AUGCACAGUGGCAAGCUGCAGACAGGUUUGUUGGUGGCUGGCUACUUUAUCUAUCUGCUUGUGGGUGCUGCUGUGUUCCAGGCACUGGAGAGAACUGCUGAGAAGCAGAAGAAAAUGGCAGCUGCCCAGAUGAAGGAGGCUUUUUUGCAGAACUUCACUCACCUCACAGUGGCGGAGAUGGAACAGUUUAUGAAGAACCUGACUGAAGCCAUUCAGAAUGGAGUAUACCCUGUUGGAAAUGAAUCACAGAUUGAAGACAGCAACUGGGAUUUCAGUAACUCCUUCUUCUUUGCAGGCACGGUUGUCUCCACAAUAGGCUAUGGCACACUACGUCCUAAAACUGCUGGGGGCCAGAUCUUCUGUGUCUUUUUUGCUCUGUUUGGAAUCCCUCUGAAUAUUGUUUUUCUACACCGUGUUGGUAAGAUGCUGUCACUGCUGUGUAAAAAGCUGGGGAAAUUCCUGUACGAGAAAGGAAUGAGAAAGAAGAAGAUAAAAUUUCUGACCCUUCUGUUCUUCCUGGCAACGGGGAUCCUAGUUUUUCUGUGCUUGCCGUCACUCUUCUUCCAGAAAACAGAGGGCUGGUCCUACAGUGAAGGAAUUUACUUUGCAUUUAUCACCCUCAGCACCAUUGGCUUUGGAGAUUAUGUAGUAGGUAAACAGCCUGACAGGAAUUACUUUUCCUACUAUCGAACACUGGUGGCCAUUUGGAUCCUUUUUGGUCUUGCCUGGAUUGCUCUCCUAUUUAAUUUAUUGACAACGGUACUAGAAGAUACUGAAAAAAUAAUUGUCAAGGAUAUCCAUCAAAUUGGAAAGGUGAGUAAGGACAAUGUAGCAAGCCAACAAAGAAGAUGCUGGCCUGCUGAAUUUAUUCCAGAAGAAGAGCUACUACCACCACAUGCUGGAGGGGAUGCACAGAAAAUGGACUCAUUAGCACCAGAUUCUGAGCACCCAAACCCUGAAAAAAAUACUUUUUCUUAG
Nestor notabilis (Kea) is the source of this 978-nucleotide messenger RNA. Its product is annotated as potassium channel subfamily K member 16-like. The record is from RefSeq and is a predicted model, not a curated record. Gene Ontology annotation, molecular function: potassium ion leak channel activity. Gene Ontology annotation, cellular component: membrane. Bases 1 to 978 code for a protein of 325 amino acids. Gene Ontology annotation, biological process: potassium ion transmembrane transport; stabilization of membrane potential. The transcript is spliced from 5 exons. Lineage: Eukaryota; Metazoa; Chordata; Aves; Psittaciformes; Psittacidae.